Messenger RNA from Aspergillus fischeri NRRL 181, 954 nucleotides. Its product is annotated as sterol desaturase family protein. The record is from RefSeq and is a predicted model, not a curated record. Gene Ontology annotation, biological process: ergosterol biosynthetic process. Lineage: Eukaryota; Fungi; Ascomycota; Eurotiomycetes; Eurotiales; Aspergillaceae. Gene Ontology annotation, molecular function: C-4 methylsterol oxidase activity; iron ion binding. The coding region runs from base 1 to 954 and encodes 317 amino acids. The transcript is spliced from 2 exons.
AUGGACUCGCUCAAUUCGACCUAUCCGCAGCCAGCCAUGGCGACCUAUUCUGAUCUUCUCGACCUCGCCGCUCAGCAACAACCUCAUCUCUCUGGUCUCGAGAGACUCUGGUGGGCACAUUAUGCCUACUGGGACAAUAACAUUCUUGCAACUGGUAAGCCAGACAAACACAAUGGACCAGCCUCGUCAAUCCUAACAGUUACAGGAAUCAUCACCUUCCUCGCCCACGAAAUCAUCUACUUCAGCCGCUGUCUCCCCUGGAUCAUCGCCGACGCCCUCCCCAGCAUCUUCCUCAAAUACAAGAUCCAGGACCAGAAACCUCCUCCAUCCGCAGCAGAGCAAUGGGCUUGCACAAAGUACAUCCUCCUCAUCCACUUCGUCGUCGAGCUCCCCCUCAUCGUCCUCUUCCACCCAAUGAUGGAACUCUGCGGUCUGAGCUUCACCAUCCCAUUCCCAGACCUCCGCAGCCUCACCGCACAGAUAAUCACCUUCUUCCUCCUCGAAGACACAUACCACUACUGGCUGCAUCGCGCCAUGCACUGGGGCCCGCUCUACCGCUCCAUCCACCGCAUCCACCACCAAUACGCCGCGCCCUUUGGGCUAACAGCCGAGUACGCGAGUCCCUGGGAGACCCUCCUGCUGGGCUUGGGCACCAUCGGGCCCCCAUUGCUCCUGGCACUGAUGAACUGCAACGUGCACUUGGUGACGGUGCUGGCGUGGGUGACGCUGCGGCAGUUUCAGGCUAUUGAUGCGCAUUCGGGGUACGAUUUCCCCUGGAGCCUGAGGCGGAUCAUGCCGUUUUGGGGUGGAGCGGAUUGGCAUGAUGAUCACCAUCGGUACUUCUGGGGGAAUUAUUCCAGUUCGUUUAGGCAUUGGGAUGUGUUGAUGGGUACGGUUGCUGGUCCGGAAGCGAGGGAGAAGAGACGCGCGGAGCGAGAGAAGCGGCGGGCUUGA